AUGGAGCGGGAGAGGCAGUUGUUGGAGCAGCAGGACAGCAGGCGGCAGUUGGAGCAGCGGGAGCGGGAGCUGAAGGAGCAGCGGUGGCAGUUGAUGGCGCAGCGGCGGCAGUUGGAGGUGGAGCGGGGGCAGUUGUUGGAGCAGCAGGACAGCAGGGGGCAGUUGAAGCGGCCGCGGCAGUGGGAACCGCAGCAGGAGAUCGAGCGGGAGUUGAAGCGGCAGCGGCUGUUGGAGCGGGAGUUCAGGCUACAAUCUGCCCAGUUCACGGUGGUGCAGUGGGCGCCCCCGUCUCCCCCGGUCCUGCUGGACCUGACCCCGCUCCCGGACGAGCUGCUGGCGCGGAUCCUGAGCUGGGUCCCGGGCUGCGUCCUGGUGACCCACUGCCGGCUGGUGUGUCGCCGCUGGCGGGACCUCAUCGACGGGCCCACGGUCUGGCGGCUGCAGGGCGAGAGGUGCCCGGGCUUGGGGGCUACCCUGGCGGCCGCCCGCCUCUGCCUCCUGCCGCAGUGGAGCCGGAUCUGCCUCCUGGAGCCCUUCGGGCCGGGCAGGCCCUUCGGGCGCAACCUGCUCCGGAACCCCUGCGGGCAGGAUCAGUUCUCUCACUGGCAGGUGGAGCAUGGGGGCCAUGGCUGGAAGGUGGAAGAGAACCGCUGCCCGGUCGAGGGCGCCCCGGCCCAGACCUGCUUUGUCUCAUCCUAUCACUGGUGCGUCAAAUCGCAGCUCGUAGAUCUUCUAAAGGAGGGAUUGUGGGAAGAACUGCUGGAUACCUACCAACCGGAAAUCUACAUCUCCGAUUGGUGGGGCACCCGGUGUGGCUGUGAAUACUCCAUCUGCGUCAAGCUCCUGGCUGCCAACAGAAGUACUGUAAUCGCUGAAUUCCAGGCCAGCCCCGAUGGUUUACAACAGUCAAAUGACUCGCAGUAUCACCAGGUGUCCUACCGGUUCAGGCAGUACGGCCGCGGCGUCCGGUAUGUGCAUUUCCUCCACAGAGGGAAGGACGCUCAUUUCAGGCUGGGACGCUACGGCGCACAGAUCACCAACUCCACAGUCAUGGUGAAGCUCAACUGA
This is a messenger RNA of Emys orbicularis (European pond turtle), 1068 nucleotides long. Its product is annotated as F-box only protein 17-like. Gene Ontology annotation, molecular function: protein binding; ubiquitin protein ligase activity. The record is from RefSeq and is a predicted model, not a curated record. The coding region runs from base 1 to 1068 and encodes 355 amino acids. Gene Ontology annotation, cellular component: cytoplasm; SCF ubiquitin ligase complex. Gene Ontology annotation, biological process: SCF-dependent proteasomal ubiquitin-dependent protein catabolic process; glycoprotein catabolic process. Lineage: Eukaryota; Metazoa; Chordata; Testudines; Emydidae. The transcript is spliced from 6 exons.